UCUAGAGCGAGGGUGUACAUAUUUGAAUGUUUUGUUUAUGAAAUUCAUUUUUAUAACAAUUAAUUACUUAUUUUGAAAGUCUUAACAUGACUUUUAAAAUAACAGAAUUAAAAAAUGUGGAGGGACCUAUUAAAACGAAAAUAUUUCGUGAAUUAUUAUCAACAAUUACCGCUACGUUAAGUGUAUUCUCAUGCGGUAUCCAUUAUAGCUGGCCAUCCCCAACUUUACCAAAAUUACUAGCCGAAGAUUCCUACAUUCCAAUAAGCGAUGCGGAAGGAUCAUGGUUAGCAGUGGCGCCAGCUGUAACAUCAGUAUUCGCAGCACCAUUAGCCGCAGAUUUAGUGGAUCGUUAUGGGCGCAAAAUAUCAACAAUGUUAACCAUACCAUUAUAUUUCAUAUCAUGGCUUUGUAUUGGUUUCGCUCACGAAUAUUCCAUACUGAUUAUUGGCCGCUGUAUUGCUGGCAUUGCGGAUGGUAUCACUUACACUGCCGUGUUAGUGUAUGUGGGUGAGAUUGCAAGCUGUCGUAUCCGAGGAUUUUUAGCAAGUUUUAUUUCGGUGAUCCUUCUAUUUUCUGGAUUAAUUGUUAAUAGUGUCGGACCAUUCGUUUCGAUACAAACAAUGGCUUUUAUAGGCGCAAGUGUGCCUUUGGUUCAAUUAAUUUUAUGCAUUUUCUUACCAGAAUCACCUUAUUAUUUGUUAAUGAAAGAAGACACUAAAGCUGCUAAAGAGAGUUUACAAUAUCUAAGAGGUGGAAACUCAGCAAAUAUCACACAAGAAUUAGAAGAUAUUAAAAAUGCUGUGAAACGGCAAAUGUCUGAACGUGGGUCGUAUAAAGAUUUAUUCGUUGAGCCUGGAAAUUUUCGAGCAUUGUUAAUAUGCAUUGGAUUACGGACAUCGCAACAAUUAUCCGGCAUAGCCGCUGUUAUAUUCUAUAAUCAAUACAUUUUCGCAGCGAAAAAUGAAUAUAUUUCCGCAACAACAGCAGUGAUUAUUUUCAAUUCAUUACAAAUGAUUACAGUUUGUUUUUCGUCCUUAAUUCUUGAUAAAUUAGGUAGAAAAAUUUUAUACUCUUUAUCUUCUGCGGGCUGUGCAAUUACUUUAGGUAUUACGGCAAUAUAUUUUUAUGUAAAACAAGAUGGUAUGGAUGUAUCCAAUUAUUUUUGGAUACCAAUAGUCUCGUUAUGCAGUUAUAUUGUAACCUUCAAUAUGGGUAUGAGUGUUAUACCGGCUGCGAUGCUAACGGAAUUAUUUCCAACAAAUGUUAAAGCGAAAGCAUUAGCGUUAAUGGAUGUGUACCUUUCUCUUCUAUGUGCUAUUGUUGCAAAAGUAUUUCAACAUUUGGAUAGUACUUAUGGUAUGUAUGUUCCAUUUACGUUAUUCGCGUGUUGUUGUAUUUUGGGAGUUAUAUUUGGAAUUGUUUACUUACCGGAAACGAAAAAUAAAACUUUGGAAGAAAUACAAAUGAUGCUUCGGCGGAAAACUUUUGGUGGAACUUCGAUGGACAUUAAACCGGUUGAAGUAAAAAAGAAUAAAAGUGACGAAGACGUUUCUUCUUACAUUUAAGUAAUAACUUUCAGUUUUUGUAACGCUACGAAAACAUUCUGAAAAAACAUUGCAUUUAUAUUAUUUGAUUGAAAGAAAAACUUAGAAGAUAGCAUAAGUCGAAUAGUAAGUAUUUUAUCCGAUUGUUUAUCGCAGAUGUUUGCAAUAAUUUAUGAAAGUACUGAAUAAGGUACCAAAGUACUGAAGAAAUUUCUACUUAUAUCUUAAUAAAUGAUUUUUAAUCUCGUAAACAAAGAUAAAAUAUAAAAUAAUAUUUAAACCUUAUUUUUUUUGGUAAGGUUAUCAUCGUGUGUCUAGUGUGAAUCUCACGUUAAGAUUAUUUGAAAUAGACGAUUACCGCGAACAGAAUAUGAGCUAAGUUUUUUGGAGCUUUUCUCAGAUUUUCUGAGGUUCAGUGAAUGAACGGAAUCACAGGGUUAACCAAAAAGCUCCAUUAAAGGUAUGGCCAAUCUGUGGAUCAGUGAAAUAAGUCAAUCACAGGAAAUAACUAUCAAUUUAUCAACAGCUCCGACAGUAAAUUCGUAAUCUUCGUAAAAAAUGUUUUAAUUUGGUUUAUACCUGAUGUUAGAGGAGCUUUUUAAAAAAAAGUCGCUAAAAAUAUUAGAUAGCCGCUAAAUACACGCUAGUGCCGCGAAUAGCCUUACCAUUUCAUUUACUCCACACAUUUUGAAAGCAAGGAACAUCGCAUCUCGAAUAGUAAGA
This is a messenger RNA of Chrysoperla carnea, 2267 nucleotides long. RefSeq names its product facilitated trehalose transporter Tret1-like. Gene Ontology annotation, molecular function: transmembrane transporter activity. The transcript is spliced from 2 exons. The coding region runs from base 87 to 1565 and encodes 492 amino acids. Gene Ontology annotation, cellular component: membrane. The record is from RefSeq and is a predicted model, not a curated record. NCBI's taxonomy places the organism in Eukaryota, Metazoa, Arthropoda, Insecta, Neuroptera, Chrysopidae. Gene Ontology annotation, biological process: transmembrane transport.